CCUGAACCCCAUACCUCCACCCCAUAUACCCGAGCAUACCCAACACACUCCCCAUCCCAACACCACCCACCACACCCCUCCACCCCAAUCCUAACCCGCUCCCCUUACUCGCAGCGACCAGUCCCCCAGCUACCAUCCCCCCAUACGUCCAAUCGUCACACUCCACCUGCCCCUCAUUCUCCAGUAGCCGCCAACUCCUAUCCCGCCACUCGAUCUCCUCUUUCCCGCGCAUCUGCAGUGGUAGACCGACGCAGAGGAGACCGAAGGCUGUGAGUGCGCCGGUGGAGGUGGAGCGGAGGAGGGUGGGGAGGAGUGUGGUGGGUCUUGGGAGGGUGGUUGAGAGGGAAGGAGGCGGGGGAGGGACGGUGCGAGGUUUGGAAGGGAGGAUGUUGAAUUUGCGGAGGGUGAAGAUGCUGCUUCCUAGGCCGAGGCCGAUGAGGGAUCCGGUUUGGAAGGCGCGCGUGAGGACGUGGGUUGCUAGGAUGGCGUGGUGGUAGGGUUGGUCUUCGGCGUAGGGGGUAUGGGGCCAGAGGCGGGACAUGAUUGUGCUUGUGGUGAUGGCGAUUAUGGGAGAUUGAUGCUGCGAUUGUGAUACUGGUAUGGAGGGUGGUCAUGCAGGUAAGGUAGGUUGUGCGUAGUGAAGCUGUGGAAGUAGACUCGAGAGCUUGUUUGUUGCACGGAUUUCAGAAUUGUUGAUUGUGGGAGUAAGGAAUAGGUGUAGCAAAGGGGGCGGGCUGAGGCUGAAGACCUUCUUGUAUUAGAAUCUGGUGAGGGGUUCUUUUAGUAGCUUCAAAUCUCAAAGCUUCAAAGCGUCCAGCUUACUGACGAGAGCGGAGAUACAGACUGUCCGAAUGCGACCCGGGAAGGUAUCGCAUCUUCAGCGAACUAAUACAUCCAAUCGAGUGGAGUUCCACAAAUUGAACGCCAGACCUGUGCUGUGCUGUGCUGUUGGAUGCAUGCAUUAGUGAUGCUCGUGGCUGGUGCCCACGAUGUGGAUGUUUGGUUUGGACUACGGCCGAGAAGUGAGAAGCCAGGAAGCCAUGCUUUCCACGCUAAGAUUCCAAGUCUGCAGUACAAUACGCGAGUGCGAGACAACGACACUGAUAACAAUAAAACGCAUACUCGUACAGUACAUGCCUAGGUCCAUGGGCAUCUUUUGAUUCUUUCUGGAAUGCGGCUUCGGAAUGUAUUUUCUCGUUCGGCGACUUAUCUGCAGGGCAUCAUCAGGCCAGGCUUCUUGAUAUAAUAUCCCCAGCGACUUCUUCCAUGAUCCAUCCUUGCUAGCCAUGCGCAGUCACUACUGUAUAAGUAUCAGGACGUUUAUGGGCCAAUUAAUGAGCUGCCCACAGCAUCCGCGCUGGCCGGAGCCGGGGUGUGGAGAUCCGCGGCCAGCAAGCACUGCACCGCACCCCUCUCUUCACCCCGCAUUGCCGCUAUCGCCGACCAGAGCUCCCGUCUUCACUGCAGUUCAAGCCAAUAAGGACAGAAGGCAAGAUACCGAAUAAGUACAUCAUGGCAGCUUGUUCAGUUUCUCUCUCCCACUCUCGUCUCUUGACAUUAUUUUCUUUCGCCCCCAACCGCUCUCCCCUCAGUCCAUUCAAUUGCAAACAUGAGUUCCUCCGCAGUCCCCAGAAAGCUCUGGGAGCAUCCCAACCCCCAAAGUACGGAGAUGUACCGGUUCAUGCAAGAAAUAAACCAAAAAUAUAAUUUAAAUCUUAAGACAUUCUGGGAGUUAUACCAAUACUCUAUCAACAACCGAGCACAGUUCUGGGAUCAAGCCUUCCACUUCCUCGAAAUAAUACACCAUGGCACCUACGACACGGUAGUCGACGAGUCUGCACGAAUCGACGCUGUCCCUAUAUGGUUCAAGGGUGUACAUCUGAAUUUUGCUGAGAAUCUGCUCUAUUCGAGAGAACCUGGUGCGCUGCCUUCAAAGCGGGGUAAAGCUGGCAAGGAAGACAAUAAAGUGGCUGUGACGGAAGUCAGGGAGGGAUAUACGGAGGUUCGGGAUGUUACGUGGGGACAAUUGAGGAGGGAGGUGGCGGAGCUGGCUGAUGCUAUGAAAGCACAUGGGGUGAAGAAGGGAGAUAGGGUGGUGGUUGUGGCGAGCAACUCAGUGGAUACCUUGAAGGUAUUCUUUGCUGUUACGACGCUUGGUGGCCUUUUCAGCAGCAGCUCGACAGACAUGGGGGUCCAGGGUGUUUUACAAAGGGCUUUGCAGGUUGCCCCUAAGUACAUCUUCAUGGAUGACUUCGCCAUAUACAAUGGUAAGAAGGUGGAUCUUCGGGACAAGAUGAAGCACAUUGUAGAAGGAAUGAAAGACAUCACCGAGUUCCAAGGGAUGGUUUCAAUGCCUCGCUUCAAGGAUCCAGUCGAUAUCAGCCAAGUUCCCAGAACAGAGACUCUCGCAUCAUUCGUAUCAAAAGCAACUGGUACUGCUCCGGAUUUCGAGCCCACAGCAUUCAAUGAUCCCUUCUUCAUCGCUUACUCCUCAGGAACAACUGGAAAUCCAAAAUGCAUUGUCCACUCCGUCGGUGGCUGCAUCCUCUCUUCUGCUAAAGAAGGAAAGCUGCACAGCCAACUCACCCCAAAUAGCGUCGUCCUACAAUACACCACAACAGGGUGGAUCAUGUAUUUCAGCUCGGUGAUGAAUCUCCUUGCUGGUGCGCGUGUGAUCUUGUACGACGGGAGUCCGUUCCAGCCUGAUCUGAAAACUUUCGUGAGGAUGAUUGGCGAGCAGAAGGUUACAAAGUUGGGGACAAGUCCGAGAUGGAUGCAUGAGAUGCAGAAGAAUAAGAUCUCGCCGAGGGAGGUGACUGAUCUAAGUGCGUUAGAAAUGGUGACGAGCACGGGGAUGGUGUUGAGUGAUCAGUUGUUUGAGUGGUUUUAUGACGUGGGGUUUCCUGCUCAUGUUCAACUAGGGAAUAUAUCUGGUGGUACAGACUUGGCGGGUUGCUUUGGCAUGGAAAACCCUCUCACGCCCGUCUACGUAGGAGGCACCCAAGGCCCCAGCCUCGGCACUCCCGUCUCAGUCUACGAUUCUCUCAAUCCCGGGGGCCGCGGUGUCCCAGGCUCCCCGGUUCCCCACGGCACCCCCGGCGAACUUGUCGCCCCAUCCGCCUUCCCUAACAUGCCUGUCUACCUCUGGAACGACCCAUCCGGCUCCCGGUACUUCAGCGCCUACUUCGAAAAAUACGACAACGUGUGGACGCACGGAGAUUUCGUUAUGUUUCAUCCUAUUACGAAAAAUCUUAUGUUUCUUGGGCGUGCGGAUGGAGUGUUGAAUCCGAGUGGUGUGCGGUUUGGGAGCGCAGAGAUUUAUUCGGUUAUUGAGGAAGGGUUCCCAGCGGUGGCGGACAGUAUCUGUGUGGGGCAGAGGAGGCCGAGCGAUAGUGAUGAGAGUGUGAUGUUGUUUUUGAUGAUGAAGCCGGGGGAGAAGCUCACGAGUGGGCUUGUGAACAAUGUCAAGACCGCCAUCAGAAAGGCGUUGAGUGCGAGGCAUGUGCCGAAAUAUGUUUUUGAGACGCCGGAUAUUCCUACGACGGUGAAUCUGAAGAAGGUCGAACUUCCUGUGAAGCAAAUAGUUUCUGGUCAGAUAAUCAAACCAAGCGGGACGCUGUUGAACCCCAAAUCGUUGGAUUAUUACUAUCAAUUUGCGAAAGUGGAGGAGUUGGUUGAGCCGAAGAGUAAACUGUAGGAUAUAAUAGACAGGCAUGGUAUGCGCAACAAUCUCCAUCUCUGUCCCUUUAACAUGGGAGGGGGGGUCAGACAGACAAUCGCUUAAGCCCCAUUUUCCUUAACUUGCUUAUCCUCGAUAUAUUUAUCUUCACG
Molecule: messenger RNA, 3831 nt
Organism: Cadophora gregata
Lineage: Eukaryota; Fungi; Ascomycota; Leotiomycetes; Helotiales; Ploettnerulaceae
Exons: 6
Coding region: 1610-3697 (695 amino acids)
Biological process (GO): lipid metabolic process
Cellular component (GO): cytosol
Molecular function (GO): acetoacetate-CoA ligase activity
Source: RefSeq, a predicted model, not a curated record